AUGGAUAUUUUGAACAAUGCGUUAUAUAACACGUCGCAAGCGUGUGAAAGGACGUCGCCGCAGUCAAGACUUGUUGAUCAGCCUAGAGCCUCGGAGUUGAGAGGCGCAAGAGGCGAUUUCAGCGGUGGUGCAAGACACCGCAACGAUGAUUACCGCAACAAGACUAGCGCAUUAUCUCGGAAAAGUUGCUGGUUAUGGCCGUUGCUGCAGUCGCGUCGUCUUGCGACUAAACAUUUGGAGACCACCUUGCAACUGCGGACCUCUCCUCGAUAUGAAAUCCACCAGGUCGACCGCUUGAACUUGUAUUCGACGGUCUUGUUAUCCACAUCAAUGUCGCUGUACGAAGUGUGGCAAGCAGCCGCAGGCAGCGCUUUCCAGCCUACGGUUGGUAAGGAAAGCCAAUUGAACGUAGGAUUGUUUCUUCUGCUCAUUGGACUGAUAUUCACUGGACUCUUCGCCCUGAACAAGUCUCCUCUCUCAAUACCUAUUUUCGGCAUCCCUGCCUCACUGGCAUUUGGUUUCGGGGCCGUCUACGCGAUCUGCGGAUUUGGUGUCUAUGUCUAA
Cladophialophora bantiana CBS 173.52 is the source of this 564-nucleotide messenger RNA. RefSeq lists its product as uncharacterized. Lineage: Eukaryota; Fungi; Ascomycota; Eurotiomycetes; Chaetothyriales; Herpotrichiellaceae. The transcript has 3 exons. The record is from RefSeq and is a predicted model, not a curated record. Gene Ontology annotation, biological process: protein N-linked glycosylation. The coding region runs from base 1 to 564 and encodes 187 amino acids.